Molecule: messenger RNA, 2856 nt
Organism: Lampris incognitus (smalleye Pacific opah)
Lineage: Eukaryota; Metazoa; Chordata; Actinopteri; Lampriformes; Lampridae
Gene: mmp14b
Product: matrix metallopeptidase 14b (membrane-inserted)
Exons: 10
Coding region: 47-1774 (575 amino acids)
Biological process (GO): skeletal system development; extracellular matrix organization; zymogen activation
Cellular component (GO): extracellular matrix
Molecular function (GO): metalloendopeptidase activity; zinc ion binding
Source: RefSeq, a predicted model, not a curated record
GGCGGAGUCAUGGCUGCAGCAGUAUGGCUACCUGCCACCGGGCGACAUGAGGACCCACGCCCUCCGAUCCCCCAAGUCUAUCUCUGCCGCCAUCUCCGCCAUGCAGCGCUUCUACGGUCUCACCGUCACCGGCUCCAUCGACGCCAACACCAUUGAGGCCAUGAAACGACCACGCUGCGGCGUGCCGGAUAAGUUUGGUGCCGAACUGAAGAGCAACCUGAGGAAGAAACGCUACGCCAUCCAGGGCCUCAAGUGGAAAAAGAGAGACAUCACCUUCUCCAUACAGAACUACACCCCUAAAGUGGGUGAGUAUGAAACCCAUGAGGCCAUCAGGAGGGCCUUCAAGGUGUGGGAGAGCGUCACCCCUCUGCGUUUCCGGGAAAUCCCGUACAGCUACAUACGGGACAAAGUGGAGGAGUUUGCCGACAUCAUGCUGAUCUUCGCCGAGGGUUUCCAUGGAGACAGCAGCCCCUUCGAUGGCGAAGGGGGCUUCCUGGCACAUGCCUACUUCCCCGGCAAUGGAAUCGGGGGAGACACGCACUUUGACGCCGCCGAGCCCUGGACGAUUGGAAACCAGGAUUUGUUAGGAAAUGACGUGUUCCUGGUUGCCGUCCAUGAGCUGGGCCACGCGUUGGGUCUUGAACAUUCAAAUGACCCCUCAGCAAUCAUGGCUCCUUUCUACCAGUGGAUGGACACGGAGAACUUCCAGCUCCCUGAUGAUGACCGCCGAGGAAUCCAGCAGCUUUAUGGAUCUGGUUCGGGCCCCGAGCCUCCUCCUGUGACGCCGCGCAACCCUUACCACAGCCCACCGCCCACCCACUCGCCAGACCGGCCCCGCUUUGGACCCAACAUCUGUGAGGGACACUUUGACACCAUCGCCAUCCUCCGAGGCGAAAUGUUCGUCUUCAAGGAUAAGUGGUUCUGGCGAGUGCGUCACAACCAGGUUCUGGAUGGAUACCCUAUGCCAAUUGGCCAUUUCUGGAGAGGCCUGCCCACGCAUAUCAAUGCUGCUUUCGAAAGGGAAGAUGGGAAGUUUGCCUUCUUCAAAGAUAACAGAUACUGGGUGUUUAGUGAAUCCAAUCUGGAUUCCGGAUAUCCUAAGAAUCUGAAGGAAAUGGGUACCGGGCUUCCCAAAGACCGAAUAGACGCUGCCCUCUUCUACACUCCCACUGGACAGACGUACUACUUCAGAGGAAACAAAUAUUAUCGGUUCAGUGAAGAGACACGGAGUGUUGACAAUGGCUACCCCAAAUCCAUUAGUGUAUGGCAAGGAGUGCCCGAAAACAUCAAGUCAGCCUUCAUGAGCAAAGACCAGGCAUACACUUACUUCUACAAAGCCAACAAGUACUGGAAGUUCAACAACCAGAUGAUGCGGGUGGAGCCGGGCUACCCCAAGUCGGCGCUCCGAGACUGGAUGGGCUGCCCCAACGAAGACCCCAAGACCGAUGGAGGAAAAGGCGGAGGCGGACAGGACAAGGACAAGGAUAAGAACAAGGGCAAGGACAGGGAGCCCGAGGACAAGGACAGAACUAGAGAUAGAGAGAGGGACAGAGAGAGGGACCGAGAGGUAGAGAAGGAGGAGGAUACAGAGGUGAUUAUCAUCGAGGUGGACAAGACCGGAGCGAGUGGCGGCGGAGGUGCGGCAGCUGUGGUGGUGCCCCUGCUCCUCCUGGUGUGUGUGAUUGUCACGCUGGCAGCUCUGGUGUUUUUCCGAAGGUAUGGCACCCCACGCCGGCUCCUCUACUGCCAACGAUCUCUACUGGACAAGGUGUAGAAGGUAGAGGAAAGAGAGAGCGAGAGAGAGAGUAAGAAAUAGGGGAGAGAAGGAAAAAGAGAAAGUGUCGGCUUGAAAUUAGAUGUGAGGAAAAAUGUUGAGGGCAAAAAGAGAGAGAUAAAAUAGAAAGCACUGAGGAAGAGAGAGAGAGAGCUGAAGAGAGAGCGAGAUUUACAUGACAUGUUAAGAAACUCCUACCACUGCCAAACAAAACAUUGAAGAGAUUCCUUUUGCUUUCUCUUAACCACUUCAUCCCUCUAUUUACUUGUUUUUUUUUUUAUUCUUCCUAUCUGCCUCGCUCGCUCUCUCUCUUGCUCUCUCUCUCGCUCUCUCUCUCUCUCUCUUUUUGUGGUUGUUGACGCCAGCUCAUCGCUGUUUGGUUUAGGCUUUUUAAAUGUUGUAUCUUUAGUUUUGUCAGUGGUCAGUGUUCGUGUCCUUAACGCAUUUCAGCGUUCAGCAUCUUCAGUCGCCCAUUUUCUAGCAUGAUUUCUUAGUGUAAGCAUAUUAAAACGGCGUGUCGGUUGUUAUCACUACCCUCUUGUUACCAUGCACCCACACAUGCGUCCACACACACACGCACGCACGCACGCACGCACGCACACACACACACACACACACACAUGCACACACAAACAAAAAGAAAACUACAGUGAUAUAGUCAUUAUGUCUAUUAGAAUAAGGCAACUUACACAACAUUGUGUCAGUUGUUAUUACUGCCCUCUUGUUGGCGUGCACCCACACAUGCGUACACACAAACACACACGUAUACACAUGCACAAACACAAAAAACUACAGUGGCAUACACACUGUGUUUUUAGGAAACCAACCUGACCGAGCCAGUAUCAAUCCUACAAGGGAAAGGAAGCAUUAGACUGCAGUCUUAGGAAGCAUGACAAGCCCUCCUAUCAGAGUCCAGCGAUAAAAAUGUCUUUUUUCCCUCCUAUCUGUGUCUUCGAUGAUUAUUAUUAUCAAUGAUAUUGUCAUUAUUAUUAUGACUAUUACUAUUGUUGUUGUUGUCCUCCGUGUAUAGAAUGUGUUUUUGUACAUUGUCAUUAAAACGUCCUGCUGGACAGUGACAUACA